This is a messenger RNA of Lynx canadensis (Canada lynx), 8121 nucleotides long. It is a transcript of the gene COL4A4, whose product is annotated as collagen type IV alpha 4 chain. Gene Ontology annotation, cellular component: collagen trimer. NCBI's taxonomy places the organism in Eukaryota, Metazoa, Chordata, Mammalia, Carnivora, Felidae. The record is from RefSeq and is a predicted model, not a curated record. Gene Ontology annotation, molecular function: extracellular matrix structural constituent. Bases 321 to 3557 code for a protein of 1078 amino acids. The transcript has 33 exons.
CCGCGCGGGCUGCGACCGGGCGGCUUCCGGCGCGGCGAGCGUCCCCCCGCGAGAAGAUUUGUCCAUUUUGGAUUUCAAUUCCUUUUCCUGAAACCAAGUCAUUUUGAAAGAAGAUCAGACUUGGCUUUGUCGACUUUGAAAUGGGAGGCAGCCAUCAACUGCAAGUUGCUUCUGAUGCUGCAACAGAGCAGGAAAGAAACCUGUGAUGUAAACACGGACAUAGCACCCCACUUACAAGUGAGAGUCUUCUGGAAGAGAAGAGAAACCUGACAGAAUUUUUUUUUAAGUACCAAGACUUGACUGUGAAGUAAUCCAGGCACAUGGCGUCAAUAAGGUGCUCAUUCAGGUGGAUCAAGCCAUUGGCCACAGAUCCCUGGUUGCUUAUACUUAUCCUGUUUUCUGUACAACACGUAUAUGCGAGUGGAAAGAAGUUUAUUGGGCCUUGCGGAGGAAGAGAUUGCUCAGUUUGCCAGUGCUUUCCUGCAAAAGGGUCUCGGGGUCAACCAGGACUCCCAGGGCCACAGGGUCCUAUUGGACCCCUGGGACUGCCAGGACCCAUUGGAAUUCCAGGAGAGAAAGGGAUGAGAGGUGACAGCGGCCCUCCUGGAGCAGCCGGUGACAAAGGUGAUAAGGGUCCAACUGGUGUUCCUGGAUUUCCAGGUUUGGAUGGCAUACCUGGGCACCCGGGGCCUCCUGGAUCCAGAGGCAAGCCUGGCAUGCAUGGGCACAAUGGCUCGAGAGGUGAUCCAGGGCUUCCAGGAGAAAGAGGAGUUCCUGGCCCAAGAGGCCCCCCAGGCCUUCCUGGGGAAAAUGGAGAAAAAGGAAAUUCUGUGUUCAUUUUAGGUGCCAUUAAAGGAAUUCCGGGUGACAGAGGGGACCCAGGACCUCCUGGCUUGCCGGGAUCUAGGGGUGCAAGAGGACCAGCGGGCCCAAUGGGACAUCCAGGAGAGCCUGGCUUACCAGGUGCUCCGGGCCAUCCUGGGAGACCAGGCUUGAAGGGUAAUCCUGGCGUGGGAGUGAAGGGGCAAAUGGGAGAACCGGGUGAAGUUGGCCAGCAAGGUUCUCCUGGACCCACCUUAUUGGUACAGCCACCUGAUUCUUGUCUGUAUAAAGGAGAAAAGGGCAUAAAAGGAAUGCCUGGUGUAACUGGACCUCCAGGACCGCCAGGACCCAAGGGAAAACCUGGAUUUGGGGCCAAAGGAGAGAAGGGUGUUCCUGGGUUCUCAGGACCACGGGGUGAUCCUGGUUCCUAUGGGUUGCCAGGCUUUCCAGGAUUAAAGGGGGAACCAGGACUGUUUGGAGAUCCUGGAUCAUUUGGAUUUCUUGGCCCAAAGGGGGACCCUGGAGAUCGCGGGUAUCCAGGACCACCGGGUGUUUUGGUAACUCCAUCUCUUCCGCUCAAAGGCCCUCCAGGGGAUCCGGGACGCCCUGGCCGCUAUGGAGAAAUGGGGUCUGUUGGACCGCCUGGUCCCCCUGGUCCCUCAGGACCACCAGGGGAAACCUGUGCAGGCAUGAUGGGACCCCCUGGGCCAGGAGGGUUUCCUGGUCACCCGGGAUUUCCAGGGGCAGCCGGUAUCCCCGGGAGAGCUGAUUCCACUCCAGGGAAACCAGGGAGCCCGGGACCACCUGGGUUGCCUGGAGCUCCAGGACUGCAGGGCCCUCCAGGAUCAGAUGUUAUAUAUUGUAGUGUCGGGCACCCUGGACCACAAGGAAUAAAAGGCAAAGCGGGUCCUCCAGGAAGAAGAGGCUCAAAAGGAGAAAAAGGAAACGCGGGGCUCUGUGCCUGUGAGCCUGGUCCCAUGGGCCCACCAGGCCCUCCGGGACUUCCUGGGAGGCAGGGUAGUAAGGGAGACUUGGGGCUCCCUGGGUGGCUUGGAGAGAAAGGUCAUCCAGGCCCUCCGGGUGCUGAAGGAUCUCCAGGACCACCAGGAAAACCCGGUGCUGCAGGACCACUUGGCAGUAAAGGAGAAAAGGGAGACAUGGUUGUGUCAAGAGUGAAAGGGCAGAAAGGAGAAAGGGGUCCUGAUGGGCUCCCAGGAUUUCCAGGACAACAGGGACAACAUGGCCGGGAUGGACUUCCUGGAGAAAGGGGGGAUCCGGGACCCCCGGGGGAUCAUGAAGAUGCAGCCCCAGGUGCAAAAGGGUCUCCUGGAUCGCCGGGGCCCCCGGGCAGAACAGGACCUAAGGGACAACCAGGACUAGGAUUUCCCGGGCCACCAGGAGAAAGAGGGCCACCAGGAGCUCCAGGCCGUCCCGGCGAGAGGGGCCUUGAGGGCUUGAAGGGUCAGAAAGGCGAUACAAUUGCUUGUAACGUAACCUACCCUGGGAGGCCAGGGCCUCCGGGUUUUGAUGGAGCUCCAGGUGAACCGGGGCCACCUGCAGAUGUGGAUUCCUGUCCCCGAAUCCCCGGGCUUCCUGGGGUGCCAGGCCCAAGAGGACCAGAAGGAGGCAUGGGGCCCCCCGGAAUGAGAGGCCCCCCAGGAGCAGGCAAGGACCAUAUUUGCUACCCACGAAAGGAGAUUGUGGCUCAUGAAUUGAUGGCCUUGGCCAAAAGUAACGGCUUAAAAGAACCCCUCAAGUAUCAGUGUAAAUGCAGCCACGUCCUCCAGGGGGCGCAGCUGAGCCCCACAGCUGGUCAUGGGUGGGGGGCGGGGGGCGCGGACGGCUGUGCCUUGGCCCUCACUCAGCCUGCCUGUCUGAGGUGCAAAGGAGAGUCGGGGCCGGAUGGCAGGAGGGGCGAGGAUGGCCUCCCAGGGUCUCCUGGGCCUCCUGGAAGCAAAGGGGACACGGGAGAAGCGGGCUGUCCCGGAGCACCAGGCCCUCCUGGGCCCAUUGGGGAUCCCGGGCCCAAAGGGUUUGGGCCUGGAUACCUCAGUGGCUUCCUCCUGGUUCUCCACAGUCAGACAGAUGGAGAACCCACCUGCCCAGCGGGCAUGCCCAGGCUGUGGACGGGCUACAGUCUGUUGUACCUGGAAGGACAGGAGAAGGCUCACAACCAAGACCUGGGUCUGCCGGGGUCUUGCCUUCCCAUGUUUAGCACACUGCCCUUUGCCUACUGUAACAUCCACCAAGUCUGCCACUACGCCCGGAGAAACGACCGAUCGUACUGGCUGGCCAGCGCCGCGCCCCUGCCCAUGAUGCCGCUCUCGGAAGAAGAGAUCCGCCCGUACAUCAGCCGCUGUGCCGUGUGCGAGGCCCCGGCUCAGGUGGUGGCCCUGCACAGCCAGGACCAGUCCAUCCCCCCGUGUCCACGGACCUGGAGGAGCCUCUGGAUCGGGUACUCGUUCCUGAUGCACACAGGGGCUGGGGACCAAGGAGGAGGGCAGGCCCUCAUGUCCCCGGGCAGCUGCCUGGAAGAUUUUCGAGCAGCGCCGUUCCUCGAGUGCCAAGGCCGCCAGGGAACUUGCCACUUUUUUGCAAACGAGUAUAGCUUCUGGCUGACAACAGUGAGGCCUGACCUGCAGUUUUCCUCGGUGCCAUCACCAGACACCUUCAAAGAAAGCCAGGCCCAGCGGCAGAGAAUCAGCAGAUGUCAGGUCUGCAUGAAAUACAGCUAGAGAACCCGUAACUCGCCACCGUGUCGCCAAGAGAAACUUCCUCGUGGGCCCGGGGGGGGGCCCAGGCUGUGCUAAGAGAUGAAUGGUGCUCAUUUCAGACUCCAGCUUCAGCUGUUCCUUCUGUUUCGAUGUGGUUAUUCCCACUAUCCUGUCAUUCUCUCCUCUGUUCGGGACAGAUUAAGCAAACGCUACCCCUACGGACUUGUUCGGACCUACCAAUCUAGAUGAAACCCGGAUAUUCUUGUGUGUUUGCGGAUGAUGGAAGAGCUGGCUUUGUUUAAAAUUAUGCUAAUUCACAGGAAGGCAAAGAGAUGAUAAAAACCAGAUUACAAGUGACAUUACUGAAAACUUCAUUCACUGGUUAAUAGCACCUCCAACAAUUGAAGUCAAUUACUCUAUAAUACAGUGGGCUUCGGGAUGGAUUUUGUAGGAAAAAAAUAAAUAGGCCAACAAAUGAGACUAGAAAGCAGAGAUUUCCAACAUUUCAAAAUGAUUUCCUCUGUAAUCUGUUUUCCCAUGUGCUUUAAAUAAUUGUAAAACCGUGACCCAAGGAGAUGUUUAAAAAAAAAAAAAAAAUCCACACAGCCAGCGUUAACAGUUCGUUUCAAAGCAGAAUGAAUCAUUACGCCAGGAAGGACCACAGUUGCUGUAUUCCGGAGAUGCUACAUUAGCAUAAACACAUCACAGAGGAACAUAAAACAUGUUCUCCUCUGCAUUUUUCAGAGAAUGGAAAUGCCUACUUCGGCAGCCCUUUUGAAAAGUAGCAUUUAUGGGAAAAAAAUAUAUUCAAUAAGGGACGAGGAGCCUAAAAGCUAUUAAUGAAUAUUAAGGCAGUGAUUCACAAAAAUGGACUCCCCAUUGCCGUGAACUUCCAACAGAGGGCAUUUUCCCCAGUCGGGGUCCGGCUUGUCUUUGGCGUGUGCGCACUAAUGGGACCGAAGCCACAUGGGGCUCACUCAGGCACACGCAGCUCACACAAAGCAUCCUGCUGUCUCCCCAGGAGCACCUGCGGAGCCCGCGAUGGACGCUUUUCCUCCCAAACAUAAUGGCAUUUCACAUGGGGAAGUGACAGAGCCCUCAUUAUGCACUUGGGAGAAAAUGAAGGGCCGGGUUAAUUAAACUUAGGUGAGAAGAUUCAUUGAAGUCACAGGUCGCCCCGCCAGGAAGACAUGGAAAGAAACGAAAAGCAACCUACAAUUGGCGUUUCACGUUCCUGUUGUUGGUGUUUGCAGAAGCACCCUGUUUUUCCAGUUUUGAAAACAUUCUUCUAUCUUAUGUCAGUAUUAUAUACCAACGCAGCAGUUUGACAUUUGACAUUAAUGCUUUCUGUAAAAGUUUAGCAGAUAUGUCCGUUUUUAACGAGUAGUUUUCUGAAUAGCAAGGGAUACAUUUCCUAUUCUGUAGGGAUUCAGUGGUCCAAUCGAAAAAUCAAAAAGCUUGUGGGAAAUAAAUGAUAGGAAAUCUGCCUUCCUCAUUUAAAAACAUGUCAUGUGAGAAAAGAAACUGAAGAAAUUUCUCAUGAGAAAGGGAUGCUCAUUUUCGUGCUUAGUUUCAACGCACUUAAAAUAAUUGAGAGAAGAAAAACUCAAUUAAGAUUUUGUUUAGAAGAGAUGUUUUCCUUGCCAAACAUUGAUUAGCAAUGAGCUCGUAUAUGUAGAACAUAUUUCAAAUGAGUCUUGCCAUGGGCUGCUCCCAGGAUGGCGAUUUAUUUUAAUAGUUUCCGGUAGAAAGGAAAAAAAAAGUUUUGUCCCAUUUAUUGAUUGUUUUUAAUCAUGCUACGGCGUGUUCAAUAUUUUUUGAGCAUCUGAAAUUUAAGGCAAUUUCAACCUUUUCAACCUCAUUGAUAAUUACCCUUUCCCGUUUCCAAAGUUUUAUUAUAUGUCCCCAAACAUCAGGGCUUCUAAAAUUUCAUCUUCUACUUUAUGCAUUUGGUCUGAAAACAUUUUCUGGGAACAGAUAAGGGUGUAAGAAUGUAAGAAACGUACCUUGCUUGCUGAAGUAUUUUAAACAUGUUAGGAUAUUAUCUUAAUAAGCUGGCCAAGUAAAUCUUUAAAAAACAGGCUGAAUUCAGUGGGCAAUUUACUUGCACUGUGAGCCUGGGAUUGUGUUUGAGACUUAUUCACAAUAUUGAUAUUGCAAGGGCCCCUUUCUAAAUGCAUCCCAUUUCUGCCUUCCAAUUUUGAAAAGUUAUUUUAACUGGUCUAAAGGGCAAAACGAUGGAAAAAAUAACUCCUUGGAUUAGAAGACUGUGCUUUUUUCACCUGGUUAUAUAUCAGUGUACUUUGAAAUAUCCUUUCUCUGUGAAGGAUGAACAAAGCUUUAUGGUGGUCCUAAUCCAUGACUGGUGAUUAUCCUUAUCAACAUUUCCUUCCCAGGAGCCUCCCUCCCCCACCUGGGUUGGAAUGCAUCUAGAUGGUCCAAUGGGAACGGCUCUGGGUCACGCAGAGGAGGACAGGAUGUUUCCUUCUGGGUUCUUAUUCUCAGUGAAUGGAGCCCCAUCCACGCGGGUGUCCAGGGACCCAGGCCUCCAUGCCAUUGAGCGGUGGCUCAUCCCUUCUCCACCCAUAUUGCCCAGACCUAAACUCAGUCACUACUUCCUGUGUGGAUCACUACCUUCCCCUCCAGCCUCAGGGCGCCUUAACACAGCCAUUGUCCUCCACCCCUGCUUUUGAUGGUAAACGUGUCGCAACUGAUGCCACUGCUGUCAAAUUCCAGUCCUUUCUCGAGACGCAGACUUGAUUUUGUUGUUCUUUGGCUCAAAACUCAUUCAAUGACUCCGGUGCCUCUGAACUUCAAAUGCCUUCCGAUGGGGUGAAAGGCCUCAGGAGCGGCCCGCGGCUCACCUGGACCCCAAUCACAGAGGCGUGUGCCUAGCUCUGUAACCUUGCUCCUGCUCUUUCUCCCAGUGGCAUCCCCACGCAGGUGAGUUUACCUGGCACACAACUGCUUCCUUAAAGACUGAAUUAGCUGGAGGGGAGGGGCGUGUGUGCAUUUCCCCAGGGAGACUUGGGCUCCCUUCCGCUGCUCCCGGCACAACGAAUGGGCCUGGCCACUCUCAUGUUCCCUCCUCGCUCCCGUAAGGUCUCCUCACUCUUCCUCCAUGCUCUUGCUAAAGUGCAAGCCCCUCGAGGGCAGGACCAUGCUUCCCUCAACUUUGCCCAGUGCCUAUACACAGCAGGGUACGCUACUGAUCAUUCUGUUUUCAGCGACAGUUCAGUAUCAUUUGGGGUUAGAUCCACGCGCGUAGACUUCUCCUGGACAAAAUGGUGACAAGCAUAAGCCAUGUCUUAUUUCAGACAAUUUGAAUUUGGCAGCAUAUCUGCACACCCACAAUCUCCUCUUCACAGUUAGUGACAGAAAAGCCAACUGAUAACCUUUGACCACUAUCCCCUCCUGAAAUACAGCUCACGUUUCCAAACUGAAAUGGCAGGAAUGGCAAGAUUCGUGGGAUUUGGCCGAGAGAAGGCUCUUCAUUGAAAUGCGACAAGACUUAACUCGUGCUGUAAACUGUAUUCCCUCAUCAUACAAGACCUUCCUAGUACAAGAUCACAUCUGUGAAGUUUGGGUACAUGUUUUUGGUGCUUAGGAAAAUAGUCAAUGGAGUGGUCCACUAAAACUGGAUUUUAUCAGAUUUUAUUUUGAGCCUCUUAUGGAUUGUAAUAGAGCAAACCAUUCUGUGUGUUCUAGGAAAUUACAUUAGAUUUGUGUUUCUGUCAGCUCACCGAAUGACUCCUGAUUAUUUUUACUUUUAUUUGGGCUGGCUGCAAGAAUAGGGGGAAAAUGUGGACUUGGGAGUUGGUUUGAAUCUGACUCUGUCACUUUGCCACUGUGUCACCCUGGGCGAGUUACACCUACUCUCUGUGCCCCAUUUUCCUCAUUUAUAAAAUGGGACAUAACACCUAUUCUUGCAUUGGAAAUGAAGUUCGAAUAUAUGUCUAGUGCAUAGCAAUCAUUGUGCAUUUAUUCUGGUCACAUCUACUUAACACAAUUUAAUACAAAAAAACCACAACAUUUCUUGGUUUUUUUUUCCAUAGAAUUAUAUUAUGAUUUUUACAGGGUACAUUAAUUACUGAUUAGAAUUACUUGUAUCUGACCAAUUCUUUGUGUCUUUGGGAAUGUUAUUUUAUUUCAGUUCUCAAAGUUACUGUCCCCCCACCCCCACCCCACACAGACACACUCAAAACCACAAUUUCCUACAGGGACAUUAUCAGGAAGUUCUGCAGGGAACAAAACAAUUGACAUUAAAAAUCAGUACUCUGCAAUUGUCACUGUUAUUAUCUGCCAAAGACUCUGCAUAAUGCGUUUUAAACCACGAAGGCUGGCUGCCACAUCCACGUGAAAUGCUUGAAUUUUAUGGUGCUUAAAUAUUUAAUGAUUCAUAGGACAAAAUGUGAGAUGUGUCCAAUAAAUUGCAUCCCUUUCUCUAACCUACGGUUGUAAAGUUAAAGACUUGCAACACGGAACAUUUGCAAGGUGCCUGGUCUGCUACUGACUCCUGAACCUGUGUUGUAUUACCAGUCAUAAUAUUGUGCAUUAUAUAUAAAAUUCUGUGAUGACCUCCAAA